Messenger RNA from Rhinocladiella mackenziei CBS 650.93, 2991 nucleotides. RefSeq lists its product as uncharacterized. The record is from RefSeq and is a predicted model, not a curated record. The transcript has a single exon. Lineage: Eukaryota; Fungi; Ascomycota; Eurotiomycetes; Chaetothyriales; Herpotrichiellaceae. Bases 1 to 2991 code for a protein of 996 amino acids.
AUGUCUAUCGACCAAGGUGACAAUGGCAGACAGACUCUUGUGCGUCCACCCUCCCAUCCGGUACCUCAGCUACAGAAACCCUUUGAAGAGUCCAUGAUGGAAUCAAUCAGCGAUCAAGGGGACCAAGAUGUGCCCAUGGAUGCUAUGGCUCGAAGGACCAUGCUGCUUGAGGCGCCAACCUAUCAACGGGUGAUAGCAGGGAGAUGGAAGCAGAAACCCGGUGAAAUAUACCACCCCUUGUGGAAGCUCGUGGCCCAAAUGUCGUUUGGGGUGCAUCUGUUGGCGGAAAAUAUGGCCAUAUCGGAAGAGGAGGUCAUGAGGAUAUUGCAGUCUCACGUCGAUGACAUUGAUGGCUUUUUGGAACGUACCACGGAGGAUUUCGACCUGGCGCAAAGCGACAUCCACGAAAGAAUCCGUUGUCUGAAACUCCCACUCGCACAUGGAGAUGUGUUUGACCGGAUGCUGGAGGAUCGCACAUUUCGAGCCUCUAUUCUCGAUGGAAAUGAAAGGAUCGAUCAUGUCAUUACUCGAACCAAGAGGGCCGCCAAGGAUGCUCUCAAAGACGUUCAGAAGGGCUUUGAUGCGACCAGCGUCUUGGAGAAAUACCUGUCCAAGCUCAAUUCCAAAUGGAAGAGGGAGUCGCCUGAGCAUGAGGCCGUGCUUGUCGCAAUGCUGGGAAACGUGGAAGGUUGGCGUCGUGCCUUUUUGGAACUGCAUCUACAAGGAAACAAGCUUUCAGGAUCUUUGAAGAAGCUCGCAGAAGUGGUGGCCGAGAUGCAAAGGAGGGCUGCUGCUGUGAGCAGAAAUGUCGUGGUCAGCUCAGUCCAUCAUACCGCCCCUGUUCUCUCUCUCCCCUCUAACGCUCGUCAGGCUAGAGCUCAGAAACCGAAACACAUCAGUUCGCAAAAGACGAAUGGUGCAUCGUCCCAUUCCGACUCCAUUGCGGACCAAAAGCCCCUGCCGACUGAACCGGGUCGACAACACUCAGCAAGGAACUCCUCUCGCAGCACGCAACUAACGAGCUUCUCCAGCCGCCCGAACAGUGGCCAGAAGUCGUCAAGUCAAGGAUUGACUUCGCAAUCACCAUCCGCCGGCCAUCAAUCACCGCGAUCCCCCGGGUCUAAAAGAAAUGCCCAAGCGGAGAGGGUUGAAAGCGCCCUGUCGCCCGAAGCAAAGGCGCUGGACGUAUCUCGUGCGGAGCAGGCCACUGAACGGAUGCAAAGCCUUGGUGGACUUCUCAUCCAGUUUGACAACGAUCACCCUAUCGAGCUUCCUGCGGACGUUCCCGAGGGCGCUCUUCGGCAAGCGCCUGUUUCGGUAAAAAAUCGACUGAGCAUGACCUUGGGGCUGAAAUCUAAGGAUAACUCGGAUCACCGAAUUUCAAGCAUCUAUUAUCCACGAGCUCUAAGUGAUCUCUUGAAAACCCCACCAAUAUCUCAUUUGUUACCCACGCCACAGUCUGCCAAACCCAAGGGCACGCCCGUCCAUGCUCUCACUGGCUUUACCUCCCGUGAGCAAAGUCCUGCCAUUGGAGUGAUUGACCCCGAUAGCAAGAAAGAAGUCAACUCGAACAAAGUGGCUUCUGCCGUCGGGAAGUCGGCUCGCGCUUCGAUUGCGGAAACAUCGGCCGGAACACGUCCUUCAUCGGUUCUCAACUCAGCAUUUACUUCACAUCCUGCUGUUAUGGCAAUGGCUUCGCCUCCGGCAGAACUUCCUGUCACCGCUGGACCAGAGGAGCGACCACCUUCCUCCCAGUCCAGAAAAGACUCGAAGCCUUCCAGUCUGGGAGAGCCGGGGCCUGCGUUACCAGAAGACAUGGCCACGAGAUCGGCGUCCAUUUCUGGACCACAGAUGCUGGUUGAUACGUCCAUUGUUACGGUGGCGGUCACUCCUGCCUCCGCCGAGAAGGAGACAUUUGCAACUGCAGAGCAAAAGGCUGAACACACCGGACUUGUCGAAAAGGCCGAAGAGACUAAAAACGCCGAGGCAGUCAAGGAGGAAGUUGUCGCAAUAGCUCUCCAAUCCCAAGACACCAUGAAAGACGGCGAUGAAGUUAAGCCGAAAACCGACGAGAAAGAAGCAGAGAAAGAAAUCCAUGAACACACCCCUCCUCCUCCAAAGGCAGACGUUGAUAAACCAGAGACACAAUUUCUGGCUGAAUUGGAAGCGAUUGUCCCCGAACCACCCGUCCCGAUAUCACAGCAAGAUUUUGGUCCUGUGGAAUUAGAAGCUCCGCAUCAAACAUUCAAACUACCACCCAGACCGAUUGCAGUUUCAACGAACCCCGACAAAGAAGUCCCUCGUGCCAGUAUCCAACAGUUGGAUGACUUUUUCAAAUUACCGACUGAACUCACCAUCAAACCUGGAAUGAAGCCCAAGGAUUUUGGAGACUCGACAUCACCAGAGCCAAUUCGCCCCCUGAAGUUAAAGCUUGCAAAGAAAGAUGGGAAAAUCGUGCCUGUACAAGUCAGUGGCCCAGGAGGUUCCCAAAAAGUCGGAAGUCCAGGGUCUAAACUCCGAAUGGAUGUCGUCGCAGACAUCAUCGAGACUAUGUCUCACACCCCGCCUGGUUCACCGAUUCAUGCCAGGUCUGCCUCGUCCGCUUCCUCCAAUUCGGCGCAACGAUGGUCGCACCGAUCAUCUAGGUCCCUAGGACCACCUGAUCAAGCACCGGCGCCUCCUGGCCCUGGAGGGAGACCAAUGGUGAAUCCAGACUUUGCAGCGGCCGGGCAAUUCGAAGGUGAACGUAAGCAAAAAAAGAGCAGCAGUAGAAGCAAGAGCGGGUGGAAGAGUUUUUUCAGCGGGAGCACAAACGCAACUCGAAGCUCAGGCACGUCGAUUACUACCAACCCCACAACCGAGGCCACAGCCAGUACCACUCGGCCGAAUUCAGAAGCCGCAACCAGUAAAAACAUGAUGACAACAUCGGGCAAGGAGGUGCUUUGGUUCAAAGGCGAUACGAAGAAGACUCUUGGCGUUUCCUCUGCGUAA